ACUUCUAAGUCAAACUUUUGCUGACGUUGUCUCUUUAUGUUUCAUUUCCCUUGCUGUCGCCUACCUUCUAAAGGCUCACUGAUGUCAUGAGAACGGCUUCAUAACUUCCUUCCAGGCCACUGAAACUGUAAGUUGUAUUUCUUUUAAUUGUCACUAGAUUUGACAUAUUUAUAACAUUAUUCAACUCAUCAUCUCAAAUUGAUCCUAAAUUAUGAUUGUGUUUAUGGACGUAUCUAUAGUUAAUAUUCUUUUUACAUUAAACAUUUGUCCCACACCAAAUUAAAUCACGUCCAUCUACUUAUAAUGAAAAUGUCAACGUGUUUUGUUGUAAUGUUUGACAAUUGUUUCUCAAUUUACAGCUUAAACUAGCCAUGGCUUCCUUUGAAGACUUUGAAAACCUCAACUUCACCUAUUUACCCGACUAUAAUUACACAGACAUCUCCGACAAUUUGACGCCGGCGAUUCAACCGAUCCAGAUCGCGGCUCUGGUCUUCUACGGCAUCGGGUUCCUGCUGGGUGUGCCCGGUAACGCUGUGGUGGUGUGGGUGACGGGGUUCUGCAUGCCCCGCUCUGUCACCUCCCUCUGGUUCCUCAACCUCGCGCUGGUCGACUUCCUGUGCUGCCUCUCCCUCCCGCUGCUCAUGGUCCCUCUGGCCCAUGACGACCACUGGCACUUUGGGCCUCUGGCCUGCACGUUAGUCAAAAGCCUGUUCCACCUGCUGAUGUUCUGCAGCAUCCUGCAGCUGGUUCUGAUCAGUGUGGAUCGAUGGAUGCUGGUCAGCCGACCCGUCUGGUGUCAGAACCACAGGCGGCCCAAGCGGGCUGCCUGCGGGUGUGUUGCCGUCUGGUGCUUGGCCCUGGUGGGCAGCAUCCCCCAGUUUGUCUACAUCAAGGAGAUCAACGCCGGUGAAGACAAGCGAGAGUGCGUGACGGUGUACACUUACCUCAGCGCCUGGCUCGUCACGUCCUACCGCUUCCUGGUGGGAUUCAUCAUCCCUCUCGUGGUGAUCGUGGUCUGUCACUCGGUGGUCUAUAUGAGAGCAACGGGCGGGAUGUCAAAAGGUCGCACCCGCUCCAAGCGCACGCUGAAGGUCAUCGUCGCGGUGGUGCUGAGCUUCUUCCUGUGUUGGCUCCCACUGCACGUUGUGGACUUCCUCACAUUGACGAUCCCUCGGAGUUCCCCCCACAGACCCAAAGUGUACCUGGCACAUGUUUUAACGCUGUGCCUGGCCUAUUUCAACAGUUGCCUCAACCCGCUGCUCUAUGUGUGUCUGGGCCGGGGCUUCAAGAAAAGCAUGAACCGCUCCCUGCGCAGCGUGCUGCACUUCAUCAGCGAGGACCCGACGACCAAGGUGAGCAUCGCGAAUACCGACACCCAGAGCUCGAGCAAUGCGAAGGAGACCACUAACAUCUGAGGCUGUGUUGACCACCGCGGUGCUGAACGUGGUCUUCAGAACACCAUAACGUGGCAUCACUGAGAAUGAACCUUUUCAAACAAAGUCCAUCUCAAGAAAAAGUGCAUCUAACUCCAUCUCAAGAACACACUUCAACGUUUGAACUCGUGAGCAGCCCAACCCUGUGGUUUUACAAGCUGUUAUAGGAAAGAGUUUUGCUGAUGCAGUUGAAUGGAAGGCAAAGAUGUUAUCAGGACUGCCUCACGAAGGCAAAUCAGGAACUAUUUAGCUAUAUUUCCUGUGAACACUCAUGUCUUACACAACAAUAACGACGUAUCAUUUACGCUCCUCCGAAAGGAUGAUCUCAAGCCGUGUUUGAAGGCAUUUCUGUUAUAAAUGAUCUUUUUUUGUUGCUUUUUGUUUGUCAUAAUUCAAGGUUGUUGUUUUAAAUCAUUAUUAAACUGUUCUUGUCAUACUUCAUUUUAAGACAAGGUAUGUCCUCUUGCAUAACAGGAGCCUACCAUGCAUAGACCACAAGAGGGAGCUACACUCUAAAUCUCUGAUGCUCAACGACCAAGGUGGAUGGAGGUGGAUGGAGGUGCAUGUAGAACAGAGUGUGUGAAACCCUCAAGACAAAUAGGACAAUUUAGUAAUGUUUGCGGUUUUGUCAAAUAAAUUAAAAUACUCCACUUAUACAGAAGUAUAUGAAAUGUAAAUGUAUUAUCUUCUUUCUUUCUUUUUUUACCACUUUCCUAUACUGCAUAUGCAUGUUAAUUUAUGAUGUUUUAAAGGGGUCUUGUUGUGCCAGAGCAAUUGAAGAAUAAACAAAACUACCAAAGCUAA
Molecule: messenger RNA, 2237 nt
Organism: Pseudoliparis swirei
Lineage: Eukaryota; Metazoa; Chordata; Actinopteri; Perciformes; Liparidae
Gene: c5ar1
Product: complement C5a receptor 1
Exons: 2
Coding region: 372-1415 (347 amino acids)
Biological process (GO): chemotaxis; complement receptor mediated signaling pathway; inflammatory response
Cellular component (GO): plasma membrane
Molecular function (GO): complement receptor activity; G protein-coupled receptor activity
Source: RefSeq, a predicted model, not a curated record